This is a messenger RNA of Patiria miniata (bat star), 4286 nucleotides long. It is a transcript of the gene lrrc40, whose product is annotated as leucine-rich repeat-containing protein 40-like. The coding region runs from base 520 to 2340 and encodes 606 amino acids. Gene Ontology annotation, molecular function: protein binding. The transcript is spliced from 13 exons. Lineage: Eukaryota; Metazoa; Echinodermata; Asteroidea; Valvatida; Asterinidae. The record is from RefSeq and is a predicted model, not a curated record.
UGUUGUAUUCUAACGGUGGUGCAUUUCUCAAUGAUGAUCGAGUCAACUUAGAAAUGCCUUCCGUUUAUUUAAUUUACAUGAUUUAUCUCAAAAAGUAUUGAUUUUACGGACUUCCCGUUCGUUGCAUGCUACACCAAUGCCAUCCAGUUCUCGAUCUAUGUAUAAUUUGAAAGUAACUAUCUGAUAUUUAGCCAGCACGGCAUCACGGCUAGGCAAUUCGAAUACGAGCGCGCCGAAUAUUGAUCCAAACAGUCUGAAUCCCAGUCACUAGACGUGUAAAGUACUCCAUCCAAAGUAUUUGCACCAGACGAACUGUACUGUGGAUCAUUUCUCAACACACAGCUUGCUCUGUUGGCAGGAAAUCGCCACUACUUCAGUCUAGUUCAAAUACUUGUGUAUACUUUUGCUGGAGUAUUCGUUUUUGCGAUUUAUUGGGCUUUUAAAGGGCUCAAGUUACUGAUUCACGAUCGAUCUGACUAAAGCUAAGGGAAUUCCGUCGUACGUCGUCUAACGACAAUAAUGUCUAGAAACAGAGGGGGCGGAGUCGGAGGCAGAGCUCCUCUCAAACCGAGGGCGGGUUUCCAGAAGCCGGCCCAGCAGGACUCCAAUGCCGUGUCCUCGGCUCUGCUAAAGCAGGCUAUGCGCAGUGGCCAACUCAACCUGUCAAAUCGGGAACUCGCUAAAGUUCCAGACAGUGUUUGGCGGAUCAACAUUGACAUACCAGAGGAAGCGAAGACAGUGUCUCUGGACAAGACAGAGGAUGGCUGGUGGGAGCAGACAGACCUUGUCAAGCUCAUCCUGGCUUGCAACAAGCUUCAAGAGAUAUCCAAUGAUAUACAGCAACUGCCUGCGCUUACUGUGCUUGACGUGCAUGAUAAUGUGUUGACUUCCCUUCCACCUGCAAUUGGAGAGUUGCUUAACUUGCAGAAGUUGAACAUAAGUCACAACAAAAUCACGAGCCUUCCGUCUGAGAUGUUCCAGCUUCGUCACUUGCUGUCCUUCCAUGUUGAACACAACGACCUGACUGAAUUGCCCGAAGGCAUUGGAGAAUUCAUUCACCUUGAAGAACUGAAUCUGUCUCAUAACAAGUUGACAACCCUGCCCUAUACAGCUGGGCAUCUUGGCAAGCUGAAGACACUGAAUGUUUCAGACAAUCAGCUGACGUCCCUGCCAACGUCCAUGGGCAUGCUGAAAGCUGUGAGAAUUUUGGAGGCCUCCAACAACAAACUUCCCGAGAUACCGACAGAAGUUGGUGACAUGAAAUCAUUGGAGCAGCUUUACUUGCAGCAUAAUGUACUGUCUGGUCUGCCACUCCUCAGAGCGUGCAUAAGCCUCAAGGAGCUGUUUGCGGGUAACAAUCGCAUCACGGUCUUGUCCCCCGACCACCUGGAGCACCUGGCUACUGUCAACGUGCUGUCCAUGAGGGAUAACAAACUGUAUCAGAUCCCCGAAGAGAUUGUGAAUCUGCGCAGUUUGCAUCGACUGGACCUCACCAACAACAACAUCUCUAGCCUGCCAAACAAGCUUGGUACCCUGACUUCUCUCAAAUCGCUGGUCUUAGAUGGGAAUCCAAUGCGUGGAAUACGCAGGGACAUUAUCAGCAGGGGCACUCAAGGCAUCCUCAAGUUUCUCCGUAGUCGCAUCGAGGAGGAGCCGUCGUCGAAAGACGCCACAGACAGCGUGUCCGCAUCAGAUCCUUCCAGCGCCAUGGGAGUGGUUGCCGCUGUAACCAGCAAAACCCUCGACUACAGCAACAAGAAAGUGGCCGAGGUACCGGUGACGCUAUGGGAACCAGCUCGUGAAGCCGGUGUCGCCAACGUCAACUUAAGCAAGAAUGUGUUCACGGAGGUACCCACAAAUGUGAUCCUACUCGCCAAGACUGUAACUGAGCUGAAUCUUAGCUUCAACAAACUGACAACGUUACCGGCGGAACUCCAAAUGAUGGUGAACUUGACCCAUCUAGACCUCAGGAACAAUGCAAUCAGCACCCUCCCUUCCGAGUGGAGCACCCUGGUCAAACUCAGGGAGAUCUCCUUGUCCUGCAACCGUCUGAAGGAGGUCCCGGCCGUGGUCUACCAGUGGGCAGAGCUAGAGAACCUCCUCCUUGCCGACAACCAGAUCGGCUUGAUUGACGUGGUCAACUUGCUUCGGCUUCCCAAGCUAUCGACCCUGGACCUGCAGAACAACGACGUCAUGCAGGUGCCCCCGGAGCUUGGAAACGUCCAAUCACUUCGGUCGCUUCAGCUCGGAGGCAAUCCGUUCCGGAAUCCCAGGCCGGCUGUCCUUGCUAAGGGCACGCCUGCCCUUUUGGCAUUUCUCAGAGACAGAAUACCUACUUAAACGACCAGCGUGGCCACUGCUUGGGGGUUUUCCCAAGGUCUUGGGAUAUUUUUGGCUUGGUCAUGGAAAAGCGCCACAAAAUCUUGGGAUUUUGUGCAAGUUGAGCGGGGCGUUUGAGCUUGCGCAAAAAUCGUUUUUGCAUUUUAAAAAAAAAGUGUCGCUUGCAUUGCACGAAUGGCAGCUUGUGCUAAUUGGUUCUUUGCUCCUAUUCUGAUACAUCUUCCGGACUGUCUUGGGUAAUCUUGGGAAUUUUACUGUGAUCAUCUUGGGAUUUUAAAAUUUGAUGACUGGCCACACCAUUAAUGACUAUUACUAUACCUCAUAAAUAUUAAUCAGGCAACCGUGGCUUCCCAUUGGUCCAUUCCAACAACUUAACUGUGUGAAAGUUUUUACUAUCACCCCGCGUCUUCGUACGCGUGCAUGACGCGCAAAAACCAGGUAAGUACUAUCACACACCUUGGUCGCACCCUUAGAUUUGUUUGAAUUUUGCAUGCUUGCGUACCGUGGAGAUCACCAGUGAGGACAGUUGUUCCAGUCUUACGGCAUACAUAAAACUGGCGACCAGUGGUGCUCGCUUUGCGAUUUUGACCGAGGAAGAACUGGCCGAAAUUUUGGAUAAUAAUAAUAAAUCCCAGUGUUUUGAGUGAAUGUUAAAGUUAUUAGAUGACACAACAUUUUACUUUCUAUUCUGUUUGUCUCCUUAAAUUAAUAACAAUGUUUCAGUAAAAACAUGGUGAACUGGACCAAUGAAAUACCGCAGCUGCGUGAUGACUAUUUAUGAGGCAUAGUAAAACAAAUACAACAUGGUUUUGCGGGGAAAUAGUGAAAACAAAUGAUCCCUCGGCUUCUCCUCGGGAGAAAAAUAACCAACACCUCGGGGUCAUUAGUUUUCACUUUUUCCCUGCAAACCAUGUUGUAUUUGUAUUCUAGGCAACAGAGUUGUAGGCAAGUCCAUCACAAGUGAAGUCCACAACGCUACCGCAACUAAAAUCAAAGUUAGGUCGACAACUGACCCUGCCUGUCAAUACAGAAUUUGUAUGUGCAAUACAUUGCAGCUACUGCAUGUACAUACAUUCUUGUUCCGUAGUUAUGGGGACAAACACUGUCUUUACAAGGUAUUUGUAGGGACCGAAAACGCUGUGGGGACAGCAGAAAGCCCUCAUAACUCGGUCCUAAUUUGCCCAACAAUAAACAAACUUCCCCAUAAUGUGGUGUAGACCUACCCUACAUGGUAUGCAUUUGCACACAAUACUGGUUAUGCGUAUAGUACUUUGGUUUAUGGGUAUACUACUUUUGGCCAUGCACAGCAACAUAGCGAAUGCCAUGUGACUCGCUCUCGGCCAAUCAAGAUACAGAAUCUGAGGCUGAGGUUUUUAAUUUAAAUUAUAUUGAAAGUACUAUAAAUUUAUGACCAGAGUGAUGGGAAAUUUGACCUGAAAUCAUCGUCAGUUGAUCAUGCACAUUAAUUUUGACGAAAAGCGAUCAAGUGUUAAAGACCCAGAUGUCAUUCAACAGAGAAAUGGAACAUGAAGUUGUGAGACUUGCACACUCUUUUGAGUGCUGCUGAUCAUUUCAAAAAAGCUGACAACAAACCACAUGUGCAAAUCAUUUCAAGUGAUCAGCAAAGCCCCAAAUAUCUCGAAAGUUUGUGGAACAUUUUCUCAAUUAAAUACCUUGUUCCUUGUAAUUUAUAUCGUUGUGAAAAUAUGAAAGAAAAAUAUGAAAGAAAAUUUCACCAACUUGGUCAAAUCUUGGCAACAGCUGUGACAAAAUAACAAAAACUUAUAAAACUAUUAAAAGUAUAAACUAUUAAAAGUAUGGUUAUGCUGUGAUGUUUAAAUUAUUAUUUUUGCAUGAAAACUGCAUUUAAAAUUGAAGACUUGAAAAAGAAACAGUACGAUAUCAAAUUGUAAAUAAAAUGCCUCAUUUAAUAAUCUCUCAUUGAA